AUGUAUGGCACUGACAUUACAUGUGAGAAAAAAUUUCAAGAACGAUUUUAUAGAUUAAAAGAACACCCUAAUACGGAUGAAACUUUUCUAUUAAUAAAGGAUUAUGUUGUAAGUGUAGAAACAAAUGUAAUGAAUCAGAGUAUUAUUUUUAGUAACAGUAAUCCUUUAAAUGUCGAUAAAAGCACGAGAUUAUUUAUACGUGAAUUUAAUGCAUAUUGUUUAGAGUUUUUAGUCAGAAUGGCGUCAGCACUGGCUGAUAAAAAAACAUCAAGUAAAGCGCAUGUAUAUUUGGGACUUACCUAUGAACUGGGAUUGUUUGGAAUCACCAAAAAUCCAAAAAAUUCAUUUAACUAUUAUAUUGUGUCAGCCAAACAAAACAAUAAAUUUGGUACUUACAGGCUGGCACAGGCGUAUGAAAAACAGAAAAGAACUAAAGACGGGUAUACAAAAGCCUUGUAUUUUUACAGGUGUGCAGCAAAAUUGGGGUGUAUAUAUGGGAUGCAUACAUAUGGAUCAAUAUUACUCAGAGGGGAUUUGAACUCUAAUAAAGAAUUUGAUACUGGCCUUUUUUAUUUAAAACUAGCUAGUCGAAAAGCUAAUACAUCGUAUCCUUACCCAUUUUAUGAUUUAGGGCAGGUAUACGAAUCAAGUAACAGUUGUAGUGAUAUUGAUGCAGAUGAUGAUUAUGCUUUUAAGAUGUACGAAAGAGGGUGCAAUUUAGGCUGUCCUAAUUCGUUAUAUAGAUUAGGAAAAUGUUUUGAACUUGGACAGCUGUUUAAAACUCCUAAUAUGAAAAUUGCUAUAGAAUAUUAUAAAAGAGCAGCGGAUAAAGGUCAUAUGGAUGCACAAUAUUUAAUGUCCAAAUUUUUCUUUACAGGCCUUGAUGGUGUAUUAUCUGUCAAUUAUAAUCAAUCAUUUACAUAUGCAUUACUAGCUGCUGCAAGGGGUCAUCCCGAAGGGGCGUAUUCGGCGGGUGAAUUUUUCGAGAAAGGGUAUGGAAUGAAAAAGAAUCCUUUACUAGCUUUAUGGUGGUACACAAUUUCUUCCUCUCUUGGUUAUAAAAAUGCGGAAACACGAAUGAAUAAGCUUAGAAAUAGUGUCAAUAUUGAUAAUAUAGGGCCUUCACGCCAGUACAAAUCUUUAUGUGGUUUCUGUUAG
Messenger RNA from Vairimorpha ceranae, 1158 nucleotides. RefSeq names its product skt5-like protein. The transcript has a single exon. Gene Ontology annotation, molecular function: protein binding. The record is from RefSeq and is a predicted model, not a curated record. Bases 1 to 1158 code for a protein of 385 amino acids. Lineage: Eukaryota; Fungi; Microsporidia; Nosematidae.